This is a messenger RNA of Xenopus tropicalis (tropical clawed frog), 1330 nucleotides long. RefSeq names its product serine/threonine-protein kinase N1-like. Lineage: Eukaryota; Metazoa; Chordata; Amphibia; Anura; Pipidae. Gene Ontology annotation, molecular function: protein serine/threonine kinase activity; ATP binding. The record is from RefSeq and is a predicted model, not a curated record. Bases 394 to 1026 code for a protein of 210 amino acids. The transcript has 5 exons.
UAUUAUAUAAACCUCUCCAAUAAUGAUGUAGUUGAAACAGUUGUAUAUUAAUUUCAUAUUCACCUGUAUCCUUGGUGAUACAACCAGAGUGGCAUAGCCAAGAUAAAUGCAGCAUUUGCCUAUUUCCCGCCACCAUUUGUUUGUUUGUUUCCUGUUCUUGCUGGAGAGAUUCUAAUCUGAUUUAUUUUCAUCUUAUCUCUGCAGAUUUUAUGCUGCCUGCAUUGUUAAUGGCUUGCAGUACCUACACAGCAAAAGAAUUGUUCAUAGGUAAGUAUUGCUAAAAUGUUAAUGUGUCCACAUUACUGUUUAAAACUGGAUAAACAUAUUGCACUACAACAUAUACAUGACUAUGAUGAUUAAACAAUUUCUACAAUCUGUCUUUCAUUUACUAACAUGUUGUUUUUUCGUUAUUGCAGAGAUUUAAAGCCAGAGAAUAUCCUUCUGGAUAAGAGAGGUUACGCAAAAAUUGCUGAUUUUGGACUCUCAGUAGAAGGAAUCGGCUAUGAUGAUAUUAUCACUGGAAGAUGUGGAACACCAAACUUUAUGGCCCCAGAAAUGUUCACACAACCCUACUAUACCCGAGCAGUGGACUGGUGGGCCUUAGGUGUGAUUAUUUAUGAAAUGGCUACUGGAGAGUUGCCAUUUGACUCAGGAGACGAAAAAAUAAUGACUGCGAAUAUUGUUUUUAAAGAACCUUAUUAUCCUGCAGACCUUCCUAAAGAUACUCGCAGCAUAAUUGAAGCACUCCUGUAUAAAGCUGCACCAUCACGUCUUGGCUCAAGCAGACAUGGUGCUGAAGAUGUAAAAGCACAUCCUUUCUUUAAGAACAUAAAUUGGGAGGCUCUAACAAAUAAACGACUCAGGCCCCCGGUUACGCCCAAGGCUUCUGCAAAACCUAAUACAAACAAGCCUAUCUUAACAGAUGAUAAAAAUAACAAACCAAUAGCAGAGGCAAUCCAAGGGGCAUUUAAAGAAUUUGAUGAGACAGAGAUUACUUGCGGCAAAGUUAAGAAAAGCAAAAAAUAAAAGUUUAGCAAGACCAACCUAUCCAAAAAGAUCCUCGUGAAAACAGGAGCCUUAUAUAACUAAAAAGGUAAGCUUUAGUGAUGGGAUUUGUACCUAUCUACAUCUGUGUUUAUUUGUAUACACACAGUAGAGCAGUGUUCUACACAUCAAACUAUAUUACUAGUUCUUAUUCCUAAAAGAUGAUCACAGGUUGUUUGUAUUUGCACACUGAAAUAUGUCUGCCAACUGCAGAAACUGCUGCAAAUAGUGUGCCUUGUUGGGUAUUUAUAGAACCCUAAUACCUCCUUUUUAAUCAGAAAUUAAA